This is a messenger RNA of Cavia porcellus (domestic guinea pig), 3537 nucleotides long. It is a transcript of the gene Pum3, whose product is annotated as pumilio RNA binding family member 3. Gene Ontology annotation, cellular component: nucleolus. Gene Ontology annotation, biological process: regulation of translation. The transcript has 18 exons. Gene Ontology annotation, molecular function: mRNA binding. NCBI's taxonomy places the organism in Eukaryota, Metazoa, Chordata, Mammalia, Rodentia, Caviidae. The record is from RefSeq and is a predicted model, not a curated record. Bases 215 to 2161 code for a protein of 648 amino acids.
CCUUAACCCCAGUAGGCGGAAGAAUAGGAAAAGUGGAUUGUGGGUGGAUCGAGAAGAGGAAGCGGAAGCGUCGCUUCUCAGUCGGCCGCCGGUGUCUGGCUCGGCCCCACGUGUGCAGAGUGCGAUAUCUCAGCGGUCGCCCCGGAGAAAGGCUCAUCGCCUUGUUGGCGCUGGAGUCGGGGUACUCUCUCGGGGAGGUGGCGAAGGAGUUGCCAUGGUGAAAGUCAAAGGGGAUAAAAAGCUCACAGGAAGGAAUACAAUGGCUUCACAAGAAAAAAACAAAUUUCAGAAACACAGUGCUUCUAGUUCUUCAAAGACAUUCCUCAAGAAAGAUGUUAAGGAGGAGAGACCUAAAGUUACAUCUAAGAAGUUUGAGAAAAGUGCCACAAAACCUGGGAAAAAGGGUGUGAAACAGUUCAAGAAUAAGCCACAAGGGGACAAAGGACUGAAGAACAAACUCCAGCAGGCAAAUAAGUUCAACAAGAAGAGAAAGUUUCAGCCGGACGGUAAAAGUAGCGAAUCAGCAUCCAAGAAAACCAAAUGGGAUGACUUCAAAAAAAAGAAGAGAGAACUAAAGCAGAGCAGACAGCUCAGUGACAAAACCAACUAUGACAUUGUUGUUCAAGCCAAACAGAUUUGGGAGAUCUUAAGAAGAAAAGAUUGUGACAAAGAAAAAAGAGCGAAGUUGAUGAGUGAUUUACAGAAGUUGAUUCAAGGGAAAAUUAAAACUAUCGCGUUUGCUCAUGAUUCGACCCGUGUGAUCCAGUGUUAUAUUCAGUAUGGUAAUGAAGAACAGAGAAGACAGGCUUUUGAAGAAUUACGAGAUGAUUUGGUUGAAUUAAGUAAAGCCAAAUAUUCCAGAAAUAUUGUUAAGAAAUUUCUCAUGUAUGGAAGUAAACCACAGAUUGCAGAGAUAAUCAGAAGCUUCAAAGGCCACGUGAGGAAGAUGCUGCGGCAUGCGGAAGCCUCUGCCAUCGUAGAGUAUGCAUAUAAUGACAAGGCCAUUCUGGAGCAGAGGAACAUGCUGACCGAAGAGCUCUAUGGGAACACGUUUCAGCUUUACAAGUCUACAGAACAUUCUACUCUGGACAAGGUAUUAGAGGUACAGCCAGAAAAAUUAGAGCUCAUUAUGGAUGAAAUGAAACAGAUUCUAACUCCAAUGGCUCAAAAGGAAGCUGUGAUUAAGCAUUCAUUAGUCCAUAAAGUAUUCUUGGAUUUUUUUACCCAUGCAACCCCAAAACUCAGAUCUGAACUGAUUGAAGCCAUCCGGGAAGCGGUGGUGUACCUGGCACACACACACGAUGGUGCCAGGGUGGCUAUGCACUGCUUGUGGCAUGGCACACCCAAGGACAGAAAAGUAAUUGUGAAGACAAUGAAGAGUUACAUUGAAAAAGUGGCUAAUGGCCAGUACUCUCACUUGGUUUUGCUGGCAGCAUUUGAUUGUAUUGAUGAUACUAAGCUUGUGAAGCAGAUAAUCAUAUCAGAAAUUAUCAGUUCCUUGUCUAACAUAGUAAAUGACAAAUACGGAAGGAAAGUCUUGUUGUAUUUACUGAGUCCCAGGGAUCCUGCACAUAUAGUCCGAGAAAUCAUUGAAGUUCUGCAGAAAGGAGAUGGAAAUGCACACAGUAAGAAAGAUACAGAGAUCCGCCGUCGUGAGCUCUUAGAAGCUAUUUCUCCAGCAUUGUUAAAGCAUCUACAAGGAAAUGCCCAGGAGAUGGUGCUGGAUAAGUCUGCAUGUGUGCUGGUGCCUGCCAUUCUGGGCUCUGCCACUGGAGACGUUCAGCCUGCCAUGGAUGCCAUCGCCAGCCUCGCGGCAGCAGAAUUACACCCUAGUGGCAAGGAUGGAGAGCUUCAUGUUGCGGAACAUCCUGCAGGACAUCUAGUUUUGAAGUGGCUGAUAGAGCAAGACAAAAAGAUGAAAGAAAAUGGAAGAGAAGGUUGUUUUGCAAAAACCCUUGUAGACCAUGUUGGUAUGAAGAACCUGAAGUCCUGGACUAGUAUAAAUCGGGGUGCCAUCAUUCUUUCCAGCCUUCUACAGAGUACAGACCAAGAAGUUGCAAAUACAGUUAGAGCUGGACUGAAAAGCCUGAUUCCCACGUUGGAAAAAAACAAAAACACCAGCAAAGGAAUAGAAAUUCUACUUGAAAAACUGACUGCAUAGGUGGAAACGGUUAAAAACAGAAUGGAAUCAUUUUUCCCAUUCGCUGUCUGGUUUUCCCACUGCAGAAAAGAAGGGUGAAGGUCCACCUCACUGGUAAUUUGGAGGCCGCUAUACUUAUGUUUCUUUUCAUAAGAAUCUGUUUAUAUAAAAUUACAUAAAAUGGUGGUUUUUAUUUUUUUUAAAGCCCAGCUAUCUCCUUUAUUGCUAUGAAUAACAUCAAAGUGUGAGGCAAUAGUGUGGAUGGUUAGCGUGGUGGAACUCAGUGUUGGAUGAUUUGAUUACAUGUAAAGAUCCUUCAGUGAAUAGUCAGAGAAGGCUUCCUGGGGCAGGUGGGUUAUGUCCUGCUAAAGGAAGGCAGGAUAUGGAGAGGAAGAGCCAAGGAGAGCCCUAGGUGGGAGCAGUAAGUGGAAAUUAAUGGUUUUUAACUGAACUUCAGGAAGCCUUGAGGGAUAGCUUGCAUUUCUAGCUGUUGCAUGGAUUGAGUUCCAUGCCAAGCUGUUUCUGAAACCCACCAAAGUAAUUGUACACAUCGUGGGAAAUGUGCUAGGUGAAUUAGAGGAUCCCAGUGGGUAGCACUGUUAAGGUCAGGAUCACUGGGAACAGGUCUUGUCUCUGGAUUUGGGGGUUGCAAGUAAAUGGCUCCUUAUGAUGAGACACUUUUCCUAAAGUACACAAGGCUUUAUGGAGGGCCACGGGUAAUUCAGUGGUAAAACAUACUUAGCUAGCGUAUGUGAGGAUCUGGGUUCGAUUUCUAGCACUACAACAACAAAGCAAAGCCCGAGUAAACUGGUUACUGUGCAGGAGUUACUUUGGGAUGUUAGAAGGGUUAGUAGGUCAAGUGGGCUCCUAUAUCCAUGCUCUUUGGUUAAGAGCCUCUGAGUGUUCUGAUGACCUCCCACUGAGCUCUGUCACUGCAGUUACACCCACUAGAGAACUGGCUGUGCCUUUCCUGUCCAGAUUAUGGGGUCCCCAGGAUUACUGCCAAUGUAAAACUCCUGGGACUUUACCACCCUCUCCCCUGCCAGGGUGUAUUGACCCUUCCCCAAAGAGCAGAAGACCUGGUAUGACUUGUAAUUUUUGGUGUGAAUUCUUAUCCUGACUGUCACCCAUGUGGGUCGCAGGGUGGGGUGGGAUGGCUGGGGGAAUGGGGAUGGGGUAAAGAGGUGAAAGAUAUUUUCAUAAAGUUGACAAGAGCAGCCACUUCCUUGCUCCCCGCUUCAUCCCUUGUCUCACCCUCUUCAGUAGCCUUUCACUUAUUCCCAGCUCUGAUGAAUUUCUAAAUAUACUAUUUUUAUAGUGUAUAUUUUGAAUCUGUUGGUUUUGGGUAUUUUCUUGAUGUUGUAUUCUGAAAGUACAGAUUAAAAGCUUUACUGCCA